Lachancea thermotolerans CBS 6340 is the source of this 1071-nucleotide messenger RNA. It is a transcript of the gene LIN1, whose product is annotated as U5 snRNP complex subunit LIN1. The record is from RefSeq and is a predicted model, not a curated record. Bases 1 to 1071 code for a protein of 356 amino acids. Gene Ontology annotation, cellular component: U5 snRNP. The transcript has a single exon. Gene Ontology annotation, molecular function: protein binding. NCBI's taxonomy places the organism in Eukaryota, Fungi, Ascomycota, Saccharomycetes, Saccharomycetales, Saccharomycetaceae.
AUGAACAAUGAUCACGAUGGGAGCUCUGAUAACGAAGCAAUCAAGGAGGAAGGCUUUGUGCGUAAAAAGAGAAAGCUUACAGUUUCAUCGGACCUGUACGAUGACGACUCCUCAGACAAUGAAAGCGAUGAUGAAGAUGAAGGACUUAAGACAGACCCUAGCGCCAAAAUCACGGAUACCGCUAUCGACAAUAGAGACCAAGGUGAAGAUGAUAUGUUUGCUUCCGACAGCGAAGGGACUAGUAUGAAUCAAAAGAAUUCCAGCGAGCAUCUACCAAACGGAAACGCGAGAAAGUGGGACGAUAAGCAGAACGAUGUGGCAUCUAAUGGAGGUGUUCAAAUAGAGGCCUUUAAUCUUGAUGAAGAAUCAAGAACCGGUGCUUUUGACCAGUUUGGAAACUACACUGAGAACCCUAGUCGUGGUGACGAAUCAGAAGCGCAAGACUAUUGGUUAGAUGGAUACAACAACGAAGGGCUAAUUCAGCAAGUUAGAGCUGCGCAAAAAGAGCGCCUUAAGCGAGAGAAACUAGAGAGAUCUAAGGCUCUCGACCAGAAGCGAGUCCUGACUUUAGAUGGCGCUCUCAAAAGACUCUUCUUUUUUCUCUCAGCGGACGAGACAACAUUAGAAGCGCUAGGGAGAUUGAACAGCUAUCGAAGGUUGUUUGGAAAAAAAACUAAAUACCCGCGUUAUGAAGCUCGUGAAGGGGACGAUUCGCAAGAACUUCGUGAGCUCAAGAUUAAGCAUACUGUGAGCGCAAUUGAGUUUGUUACGGAUCUUCUGGACAUCAUAGAAAGGAAAGGUAUUACGGACGUUUACGAAUUGACUAGGUCCAAGGUCGAAACCUUAAUUAAAGAGGAGUCGCUGGACAACCAGGACUUGGACAAUUAUGAAACGAAGCUCUGGAGCUUUAAAUGGCUCACAGACUUAGCUACGGUCAAUGAAAGCUACACCAAUUACGAAAUGCAGUGCUGGAAACAGGAGUAUUUUGCAGACAACGUUAUUGUUAAGUUUGUCGAGGACGGAGAUGAGAUAAGGAAUUGGAUUUACAUCGAAUGUUUACAUUUUAUGUAG